Molecule: messenger RNA, 1741 nt
Organism: Impatiens glandulifera
Lineage: Eukaryota; Viridiplantae; Streptophyta; Magnoliopsida; Ericales; Balsaminaceae
Product: sulfoquinovosyl transferase SQD2-like
Exons: 11
Coding region: 195-1475 (426 amino acids)
Biological process (GO): glycolipid biosynthetic process; sulfolipid biosynthetic process
Cellular component (GO): chloroplast envelope
Molecular function (GO): UDP-sulfoquinovose:DAG sulfoquinovosyltransferase activity
Source: RefSeq, a predicted model, not a curated record
CCCGUUAUUCCAUUCCAUUAAAGAAUAUCCUUCAAGCUACCAUUCUCUCGAUUCCAUUCCAGUUCAGAUCUCACAACUAAUCUUCUCUUUCUAUAAAUAUGCUUCAUACUUCCUCUACACCUUUUACAACACUUGUUUCAGUAGCCCAACAGGACCUGAGCUGAGCUUGACUGGAACCACUACCUCCGUUCAAGAUGACCAUUACCAUUUUCAGAGACCAUGAUAGGGAGAAUCCUCUCUUGCGCGAAUCAGAAUUCUCUUCUGGGCCUCGUAGAAUAGCUCUCUUCGUUGAGCCUUCUCCCUUUGCCUAUAUCUCGGGAUACAAAAAUCGGUUCCAGAAUUUCAUUAAAUACCUUAGAGAAAUGGGAGAUGAGGUUCUGGUAGUGACAACACAUGAAGGAGUGCCAAAGGAAUUUUAUGGAGCAAAAUUAGUUGGGUCACGAAGUUUCCCCUUUCCUUGGUACCAGAAGGUUCCACUCUCCCUAGCAUUAAGCCCGAGAAUAAUUUCAGAGGUUGCACAAUUUAAACCUGACAUUGUCCAUGUCACUUCUCCUGGAAUUAUGGUAUUUGGUGCGCUUGCUAUUGCAAAACUAUUGGCUGUUCCUUUGGUUAUGUCUUAUCAUACACAUGUGCCAGUUUAUAUUCCACGAUACACAUUUAGUUGGCUAGUCAAACCAAUGUGGAUGGUUAUAAAGUUUCUUCAUCAAGCAGCAGACCUCACCCUGGUGCCAUCAGCUGCCUUGGCAAAGGAACUUGAAGAUGCUAAAGUGACGGAAGCCUAUAAGAUCCGGCUAUGGAAUAAGGGUGUUGAUUCAGAUAGCUUCCAUCCCCGUUUCUACUCACAUGAAAUGCGGUUAAGGCUGAGCAAUGGUGAGCCCAAUAGACCAUUGAUAGUACAUGUUGGAAGAUUGGGAGUUGAGAAGAGUUUGGAUUUACUAAAAAGGGUAAUGGAAGAGAUACCCGAGGCACGAAUUGCGAUUGUCGGAGACGGUCCCUACAGGGAGGAUCUAGAAAAGCUGAUGGAGGGUAUGCCAGCAGUUUUCACAGGUAUGUUAGUAGGAGAAGAGCUGUCACAAGCAUACGCAAGUGGUGACAUUUUUGUGAUGCCUUCGGAAUCUGAAACACUCGGUCAAGUCGUGUUGGAGGCGAUGGCUUCCGGUCUAGCUGUGGUGGCUGCACGUGCAGGUGGAAUCAUGGACAUAAUUCCGGAAGAACAGGAGGGUAAAACGGGGUUUUGCUUCAGACCAGGCGAUGUUAGUGACUGCGUACAGAAAGUGAAGUUUCUGUUGCAAAAUAGUAAUGGAAUUAGAGAAAGUAUGGGAAAAGCUGCCCGCCAAGAAAUUGAAAAGUUCGAUUGGCGAACAGCUACUAAAAAGAUUCGGAACGAGAAUUACAAUGCUGCCAUUUCGUUCUGGCGGAUGGAUAGACCGCAUCUUCUUAGACCUUUUCGCUGGCUCUUUAAACAGUUUUUCUAAAACGAUCAAGUAAAAGGUAAAUGAAAUGCAUUGGGCCAGCACAUCCCCUCUUCUUCUUUUUUCCAUGCACAUUGGUUAUAGUAGCAGCGGUAGUAACAUUAUUUUCGUCUAGAAAGCAUUUGUGUAGUUCUUGCAGAGUGAUGCUAGGCUAAUGAAGAUGUAUGUAUUUAUUGUAAGUAGUUACUAUUUCAUAUAUAUUUGUUGUUUAUAAGCUUGCAAUGAAUGAAUCUUGAUUUUAAAUGUUGUGUAGUAGAUGUUUGGACCUA